GUCCGCGCGGAGCCGUGCAACUUAUCGGGAGCCUGGGCCAAAGUGAGCGCAAAGUGCUGCCCAAGUUGCCGGGAUGGAGCUGCAGAGCCGGCCCGAGGCGCUCGCGGUGGAACUCGCGCGCCACCAGAACGGCGACCUCAAGAAGCAGCUCCACGAGAGGCAGCCGCGGAUCGCCGCGCUCAGCGACAAACAAGCUUUGGGAUCCAUCACUGCAGUGCCUGUCACGGGUCCUCAGGUCAGCUCCUUGCAGAGGUUGGCCGGGCAAGGAGCGGCAGUGCUACCUCAGGUUAGGCCAAAGACUCUGAUUCCCGACAGCCUCCCCAUCACGCCGGGCCGGGACCGGCCGCCCAAGCAGCCGCCAGCGUUCCAGAAGGCCACCGUGGUCAGUAUCAAGAACCCCAGCCCAGCCCUCCCCACCGCCAACAACACCGUGAGCCAUGUGCCGGCGCCCGGCAGCCAGCCCCAGGCCCUCGCCGAGCCGGCCGCCAUCACCUCCUCCCUGAGCAGCGCCGGGGUGGCCUACGCCAUCAUCUCCACGGCCCCCAGCAAUGCCGCNNNNACCACCCCUUCACCCCCCCUCCAUAUCUCCCAGGUCAUCAUCAUUCAGCCUCAAGUGCAGACCCAGCCUGAGAGCACGGCGGAGUCACGCUCGGCAGAGUCACGGCCUCCCACGGAGGAGCCAUCUCAGGGAGCUCAGGCCACCAAAAAGAAGGAAGACCGGCCCCCGAGCCAGGAGAACCCCGAGAAAAUCGCCUUCAUGGUCGCGCUGGGCCUGGUCACCACGGAGCACUUGGAAGAGAUCCAGAGCAAGCGCCAGGAGCGGAAGCGGAGAAGCACCGCCAACCCCGCGUACAGCGGCCUCCUGGAGACGGAGAGGAAGCGGCUGGCGUCCAACUAUCUGAACAGCCCCCUGUUUCUCACAGCACGAGCCAAUGAGGACCCCUGCUGGAAGAGUGAGAUCACCCACGACGAGCUCUGCGCCGCCUGCAAGAGAGGGGCCAACCUGCAGCCCUGCGGCACCUGCCCGGGGGCCUACCACCUCAGCUGCCUGGACCCCCCCCUCAAGGCAGCGCCCAAGGGCGUGUGGGUGUGCCCCAAGUGCCAGCAGAAGGCCCUGAAGAAAGGCGAAGGCGUGCCCUGGACCGGGAUGCUGGCCAUUGUGCGCUCCUACGUCACCCACAAGACAGUCAAAGAAGAGGAGAAGCGGAAGCUGCUGCAGAGGGGCAGCGAGCUGCAGAGCGAGCACCAGCAGCUGGAGGACCGCGACCGGCGCCUGGCCUCGGCGGUGAAGAAAUGCCUGGAGCUGAAGACGAGCCUGCUGGCCCAGCAGAGGGGCACCCAGUCCUCCUUGGACCGCCUGCGGGCCCUCCUGAGACUGAUUCAGGGAGAGCAGAUGCUCCAGGUCACCAUGACGACCACCAGCCCCGCCCCGCUGCUGGCUGGGCCCUGGACCAAGCCCUCAGCAGCAGCCGUGCACUCUGCCCUCCAGCACCCCCAGGGGCACAACUGACCCAGAGGGACCCGUCUUCACCCCCAUGGAAAGUCACUGGGACCCUGCUCACAAGACCUGAGGGUUCUGUCAGCCUUAAUUCAUGAACACUAUGAAUUUCAGACAGAAAUGAAACCAGACAGAGAAAGACAGAGGAAAGAAGGGAGGCGGAGCUGGGUGAGAGUCCUAGGCCUUCAGGCUCACACAGGACCCCAGCA
Miniopterus natalensis is the source of this 1707-nucleotide messenger RNA. NCBI's taxonomy places the organism in Eukaryota, Metazoa, Chordata, Mammalia, Chiroptera, Miniopteridae. The record is from RefSeq and is a predicted model, not a curated record.